Molecule: messenger RNA, 3047 nt
Organism: Lucilia cuprina (Australian sheep blowfly)
Lineage: Eukaryota; Metazoa; Arthropoda; Insecta; Diptera; Calliphoridae
Gene: Duba
Product: 1-phosphatidylinositol 3-phosphate 5-kinase
Exons: 6
Coding region: 543-2699 (718 amino acids)
Biological process (GO): protein deubiquitination
Molecular function (GO): cysteine-type deubiquitinase activity; K63-linked deubiquitinase activity
Source: RefSeq, a predicted model, not a curated record
AUCUGUGCGUGUGAAUAAAAACACAAUUCUGAUGGAAGUCAUCACAAAAAAAGUGAAUUGCUCUUGAAAAAGUGAAAUUUCCUUUAUAAAACCUGUUUAAAACGUUUUAAAACUGGAAUUAAAGUAAAAUUUAUUUAUUAUAUUAUUGAAAACAAAUAAAUUUAAAAGUUUUUGCAAAAGAUUAAGAACAAAAAUUUGCCUUCGAAAAAUCUAAAAGGAAAAACCCCAAUUUCCCCUUCCUCUUUUCUAACAUACAGAAGGGAAAAAACUAUAAUAAAAGAAGACAAAGACACAAAUAUAGAGAAAAAUACAAAAAUAAUCAAAAAAAGGUGGAAGAAGCAGCAGCUAAGAAGGGAAACAUACAAAAAAAACCCAUAAUAGAAAUAAAAUAAAAAAAUACGACAAAAAUCACGGAACACAAAAGAAGACAUUUAUAGAGUAAAAGACUACAGAGAUAGAUAGAAAAAGCUGAGAAAAAAAAAUCGAGGAAAUAUUUUCAGAUUUGCGUCAUAAGUUGAAAUAGAACUUGUUAGCUUCUUGGAAUGACUAUAAAACCUGUUAUAGCACCAACACCCAAGAGGUCUGGCACCUCAGCGAAUGAAUCGGAUAAAAAGGAGUCACAUCAAGUGGCUAAUGUUGGAGAUGCGGGAACGAAUGCCUUAAAUCAACAUCGUAAUGUGGUAAUAGAUGCUCACGGUCAGAGUCCCCAGCGUAGGGUAGAUGUCUAUGAUGAAUUGGCCAGACAUCGACGUAGUCCCCAUAAGACUUCACGCAAUAAACGACGUGAUCAUCAUAAUGAUCCCUCACAAUUGCACCACAAAAGGGAACGAGUAGCUGCCGCUCUUAAUGACAAACAUGGUAAUGUUGGCAUUAGUGUGGCAAACAUUAAAUGCAAUAGUCCUCACUCGGCUACAGCUGCAACGGUGGGAUCAGGUGUUGUUAAUCCUAAUGCAGCUGUAACACAUGGUUCUUCGUUGGGCAAUAAAUCUCCUGAUCAUUUACUUACGACCUCCAAGACAACUCAAACUCAAUCGGGUUCUGUUGCUCAGGCAGCUAGUGGUUUGCUUAAAGCUAUAGAAGAUACUUUUUCCGGUUACAAUUCGGGUGAUGAACAUUUACAACCUAAGGAGAAUUUAACUACGGCCGAUGAAUGGCAAAAGAAAGAUGAACAAUUUGCCAAAUGUAUGGCUGAUCGUGGUUAUAUUUUAAAGCCUGUAGAAGAGGAUGGUGCCUGUUUGUUUCGUUCUAUUUCUUUGCAAAUUUAUGGGGAUGAGGAAAUGCAUGAUGUUAUAAGGCAACAUACUAUGGAUUAUAUUUUUAAAAAUCGUGAAUAUUUUAGUCAUUUUGUAACUGAAGAUAUUAACAGUUACAUCAAACGAAAACGACGUAAAGAUUCUCAUGGUAAUCAUAUUGAAAUCCAAGCUAUGUCCGAAAUUUAUAGUCGUCCUGUUGAGGUCUAUUGCUAUAAGCCCACUCCCAUUAAUAUAUUCAAUUCGGAACAAUCGAAUAAUGGUUAUGCUCCCUUACGUUUAUCCUAUCAGAGGGGCACACACUAUAAUGCCAUUAUAGAUCCUUAUAAUGCCACUGUGGGUGUAGGUCUAGGUUUAGCUGGUUAUAAACCAGAACUACAAACAAAAGAGGCCGUACGUAUGAGUGAACAAGAUGAAAUAGAACAAACUAUGUUUGAGGAUAAACUAAAGACAACAGACUGGGAGGCCACAAAUGAGGCAAUUGAAGAGCAAAUAGCUAGAGAAUCAUAUUUACAAUGGUGUAGAGAUAAUUUGCAAAAAAAUCGUAAUGCCACAUCUACCUCAGCGGCAGCCUCAACAUCGGCCACAGUAACGUCGGGUGAAGCGACUUCUGAUGCAGAGGCUUCACCUUCUAAAUACGCUAUACAACGUUUAAAUUCCAAUAAUAUUUUAAAUAGCAAUAGCAAUACUAAUAGCACUAUAACCAGCUCAGCAAGUUCCUCCACAACAACAACUACUACGAAUAGCAAUAGUAACAACAGCACAACUUUAAAUAAUCUCGAGCAACAUCAAUAUGUUUCUCACUCACCCAAACAUUUUACUUCAUUAGCUCAUCUAAAAACCGGUGACGAUUUAGGUUUCGAUAGUGAUGAUACCGAUAUGAGUAGUACUAGUUCAAUAGGUGGCUCUACAUCACCUUCAUCUGCUGUCAGAAGUAAAAAAUCUAAAACACGUAAUCCCACAAAAAAGUUAAUUAAUAAGAAAAGACGUCGUGAUUUGCAAAGUAAUCAACAAGAUGAUACUGUUUCUCUGCGUAAAAGUCCCAAACGUGAUUAUGUCGCUGACUUGAGUGCACGUGAAGAAAAACGUCCAUUAACUCCGGAUUAUGAGCAACAAUUACCAAGUACUUCGAAACAAUCUCAUACACCGGAAAAACAAUACAAUAAAACUAGCUGUACUGCCGCUUCAGCUGCAUUGCCGUCAUCUUCUUCCUCAGCUUCAGUUAGUGGAAAUGAAAUGGGCAACACAAUGUCUGCUUCUACAACACCAACAACAAAUUCCCCCAUAAAGCAGACAAAUUCUAGUUUUUAUCAGGAGUUAUUAGAGGCAUCCUAUGCGAAUGAUGGCUUUAGCCAAUUAACUGAAUCUGAAAUGUUACAACGCGCCAUACAAAUGUCCACACACGAUUAUAUAGAAGAUCAAAAACGUAAAUAUUUAUAUGGACCAUAAAUAUUAAAUUUUCAAUUUUUUAUUCGUCCCGCUAAACAAAACGUUUCCAAAAUAAACUUAAGGUAUUCAUAAGUUCAUUUAACUUUUCAACAUAAAUUCUAAAUUUUAUUGAAAUUUUUAUUUCAAAAUUUUAAAAAAGUUCUUUUUUUGAGCAAAAAAAAAAGUUAAAUGAAAUUAUUUUUUUUAUUUUUAAAUAUUUUUUUAUUAUUAAUUUAUAUAAACAGCAAAAUGCAUAAACAAAUGUUAUACAAACAAACAUAUUUAUAUAUUUUGGAAGUUGUUGUUUUUUUUUUUGGAAAAGAAAAAAAAACGAAACGAAACUUUUUUGUAGAAAUAAAUCCUAAAAAG